CUACGGAGUAACCAAUUCAGAGUAAUUAUUUGGACGUAACACUUAAAUUCUAACUUAUUUUAUGAAAGUAUGCUGUAUCUGUGAGUGUUGAAAAAAGUGAAAGUUCUGACAGCAAACAUAUCUAAGGCCAUGGACAUGGACAUUGACAUGAUGAACUCCAGUUCUGACGAAGAAAUCCAAAGAGCGAAACAAGAAUUUAAACAUAAAAUCGAACAAAUAAAACGGAAAAAGAUUGGAAAAAAAAACAAAGGUCUCCUAAAGGCUCGUCAACCUGAAGACAGUCCCUGUUCUUCAAAAACGCAGACGCAUUUCUCAAUAGAAGAUACUCCAGCCAACCAACACAUUAAAGAUCCGACUGAAGAAAGUGUGCAUCCAAGGAAGAGAAGAAAACUAGAUGUAGAAACAGCAAAUAAGUCCGUUCUAGAAAAGACUUUUCUGAAAAGACCGGGAACGACUGACAAAGGAAAAUUAUACGAAGAUAUGAUUACCGCUAACGUCAUACUACAAAUGGUAAGCGACAGUAAGAUAGAAAAUUUUUUUAUUUCAUCGAACGAUGAAACGUUUGGUGAUUUUGACGAUUUGGUUAUCGAAACUCAGACAAGUAAGGGAACUAAAACAAAAGCCGUGCAAUUAAAACACAGUAAUAAAAAAAAAUAUAUUCAUAUAAAGGAACUAGUAAAAGAAAAAGGAAACUUUAGCAUAACCAAAUAUUUCAACUCGUUCCAAAAGAUAAAGGACAAAGCCCAACAAUUUAUAUUAUUCACCAACAAUAAAUUAGAAAUUUUGGACAAAACAAAAAUUCAAAUUCCAGGGCAAGAAUUUUACCUAAAACCGAUUAAAGUUUUAUUUUCGGAAAACAAUAAAGAAGGUUUAAGAGUUUCUGAGAUUAUAAAUUACUAUUACAAAUUUCAAAUUAUGUACGAUGCAUCGAUUGAACAAAAUUUGGAAAAAAAUCAAGAAUACCAAAAUUUUUUCAAAUGUUUCCGUUUUUAUGAUAACCAAGAAGGUUUAGAAACACUUCGAAAAUCAACGGAGGAUAAAUUCAUUAAGAUGUUUGGUUCCAACGAAGAAACUUUCAAGAAAUAUGUUGACGCCGUAACGGACUGGAAUAUGAAAGAAGAACUAAAGGAAAAACUAAGCAAAAAGACAAUGCAACGUUCAAUUGCACUUCGUUUGCUUUCUUCUCAGAUCAUACCUCUUAGUUUUGGUUCGGUCAACGAACAAAUGAAGAUUCUUCGAGACGCGAUUUCUCUCUUCGACGUUACCGUGUUAGAAGAAACAGACAAAAGCGAGGUGGUUACAAAACUGUGGGGUGACUUGAACAAAAAUGUUGACCUCAAAGAAGUGAAUAAAGUGCGAUCUCGUUAUUUUGCUUCUUCUGAAGAGGUAACUACAGUUGAAGAUGUAAAUGACAAUAUGUUGACACAAUUAUUAUGGUUGAUGGAUAAAUGUCCGCUCAUUGUGAAAGAACACGUCAACAUGGAAAAAGCUAUUAACCUCUGUCCAGAUGCAAAAUUUGUUAUACUUGGUGAAGGAAAAUGUGGAGAAUGGAUGAAAGAUAUUUCCGUGUUUCAAAAUUUGUCCAGUUUGAAAUCAAAAGGCGAAUUGUAUGAUAAAGUGCUGCAAAAAUUCACCAUCUCUAUACAAGGGAAAGAACCACUUAAUUUAGUGACUGCUUUCCAAGAAAAUGAUGAAAUUUUAAAAAAUGUAACUGUGAACAAACUUUUGGAAAUUUCAGAGGGUUCAUGCUAUGUAGGUGGAGAAAAAGAGACUUUUCCGAAUCUUUAUAUCGACAGAUAUUUGUCGGUCAAUAUCAUAGAUGUUAAAUAUUUACAACGUGCAGAUCAAAAUACUGUUAUCAUUCUGAAUUGCGAAGGAAAUUCUGAGCAACUAAAAAUAACUCAAGAGCAUACACUAAUAGAUAUAAACGAUUUUUUCACUUCCAAGGAUUCCAAAAUUUUUGAGACUGCACUUUUUAUACAGACUAAAAUUAAAUGCAGCGAUUCUGAUUUUCAAGAAAUUUGUUCUAAAACACCUACAUCUAAACGUAUACAUUAUUUUAAAUUUCUUAAUAAUAAAAAUUUAGAAUGGGUCCGUAGCAGAGGGGAUAUUAGUGAACUGCGGGAUUAUAAGUUACACAACCAUUCUGAAACCGAAAAUCAUUCUGAAACCGAGAACCAAGUUUCGUCUUUCAUAUCCGAUAACGAUUUUUUAAAUAGCGAUUCUAAAAGUGGGGAAGAAUUUACGUUUACCCAUUCACAUAAUAACAUAAAUCUAACAACAGGUGACGUAAGUAAACUGCAAAACAAUCAUUUAAGUAAUUUUUCUAAAAAUGAGAAAGAAUUUUGGUCUUUCGGGUUCAGUAAUAACAUAAAUCUAAUAAUAGGCGAUCCGGGAAUGGGCAAAACUGAAUUAACAAAAAGUUUAAAAAACAAUUGUUCUUCUCAAUAUUGGACGGUGAUAAUGAAUCCCCAAGAUAUUAAUUUACUUUUUAAAACUUUAAAAAAUUGUGAAACGUCGGAUUACUUAAAUCGGCUCGAAUCAUUCAUCUUCAACCAGAAAUAUCCACGUCUCGAACGGUUCGAUCGAGAGUUUCUUAAAAUGUGCUUGAAGCGAAACAUUGUGGUUUACGUAUGGGAUGCUCUUGAUGAAAUUUUAAGUGAAAAUUUGGACGCUAUUUCAACGUUAAUUCUUCUGUUAUCGGGAGAAGGUUUCACUCAAUGGGUUACCGCAAGGCAACACUUGAAGUCAUUUCUUGAAAACAAAUUUAAUGUGCUCUCAGUGAGUAUUAAUCAAUUCAGCCAGAGAGAGCAAGAAGAUUACAUUAGCAGACGACUUGCCAAUGUUUCUACGUCUGUCGACAUGAAGGAAACGAUCGACAAAAUUAAAUCCACGUUUGCAUUCACAAAACACAUAGAUAUUUUAGGAAUUCCACUUCAGAUCUUUAUGCUUACAGAAGUAUUUCUCCAAAAUAAAGAAAAAUACGAAGAAUUAUUCAACAACAAGUUUCUUUUGACUGAUUUAUACAGUUACUUCAUUGACGGAAAACUUAAGUUCUUCUUCGACGACAAAGUGCCUGCAAACAAUGCUUAUUGGGAAGAAGAAGCCAGGAAGAAAAAGGAAGAAAAACUAAAACACUAUGAAAAGUUGGCGCUUGGAGUAAUAUUUUCUGAAGAAAUUUUGAGGGAAUUAAAAAUCGACUGUUUACAAGAUGUAAAUUUAGUUUCUGAAGAUUUCGCUACCGUUGGUAUCAUAACUGCAUCACAUAAUGGGAUUCCACAGUUUGUACAUGCUUCCUUUGCCGAAUACUUUGUUGCCUUAUAUUUUUCUAAACAUUUUGAAAUGAUACCCUCGGAUACAUUUUUUGAUGAGAAAUAUAACAAUGUACGAUUUUUCUUUGACAUGAUAAUCGGUAAAAAUUCACCGGCGCACAUCGCGAUCUUGUACAGGAAUUUUAAUGAAUUGAGGAGUUAUAAUGGCGAAAUAAUAAAACGUAAAGAUCAAGGUGGAAGAAGUGCUUUGCACCUCAUUUGUUCUUGGGGACGAAGAUAUCCACGUUCAAAUGUGAAAGAACAAGACGAUUUUUAUAUAAUCGAUGACAACUUCGCUAGUGUUCCAGAAGAAACAAAAGAAUAUUAUAACGCAUUGUUAUUUUUGUUAGACGAAUGUGAAAUUUCAAAAGAAGAUGAGCUUCAAUACACGCCCCUAGCAUAUGCACGGAAAAGCCAAAGUUUGAUAGCGGAACUGGAAUUAUUACAGUCAAAUGAAUUACAAUUUCAACAGUCGUAUAAUGAAAGUGAUGUAAUUAAUAUUUUAUUUCGUUCUGCUCAACUUGGAUACGGCGACGCGAUUCAAAAGGUUAUGCCGACAGAUGCUUGCGUUUGCAAAAAAUUAGCAAAUUCUCGUAAUGCAUACUUGCAAACUCCCCUGUUUAUAGCGUCCGAAGUGAGACACGUAAAAGUUGGAAACGAUCGUAACGGUCGCAAUCGUGAAACAUCGCUUAAUGCAAAUAUCAGUUACGACCGGCAAAAAGUUAUCCAAAUUUUAGUUAAAUAUGGAGCCGAAAUCAAUCGCGCUGAUUAUAGUGGUUGGACACCGCUUAACGCAGCUUCCUUUCAAGGUCACGAACAAAUUGUCGAAUGCCUGAUGAAAUGCGGAGCCGAAAUCAAUCGCGCUGAUGAAUAUAGUCGGACACCGCUUUUAGCAGCUUCCAAUCAAGGUCACGAAAAAAUUGUCGAAUGCCUGGUGAAAUGCGGAGCCGAAGUCAAUCGCUUUGAUAAAUUUCAUUAUUCGACACCGCUUUACGCAGCUUCCUAUCAAGGUCACGAAAAAAUUGUCGAAUGUCUGGUGAAACGCGGAGCCGAAAUAAAUCGCCCUGAUAUAUAUGGUAAGACAUCGCUUUCCGCUGCUUCCUCUCGUGGUCACGAAAAAAUUGUCGAAUGCCUGGUGAAAUGCGGAGCCGAUAUAAAUCGCGCUGAUGAUGAUGGGAAGACACCGCUUUACGAAGCUUCCUCUCAUGGUUACGAAAAAAUUGUCAAAUGCCUGGUGAAACGCGGAGCCGAAAUCAAUCGCGCUAAUAAAUAUGGUGGUCAGACACCGCUUUAUGCAGUUUCCUCUCAAGGUCACGAAAAAAUUGUCGAAUGCUUGGUGAAAUGCGGCGCCGAAAUCAAUCGCGCUGAUUAUUAUGGUCAGACACCGCUUUACGCAGCUUCCUCUCGAGGUCACGAAAAAAUUGUCGAAUGCCUGGUCAAAUGUGGAGCCGAAGUAAAUCGCGUUAAUGAUGAUGGGAAAACACCGCUUUACGCAGCUUCCUCUCAAGGUCACGAAAACAUUGUCGAAUGCCUGGUCAAAUGUGGAGCCGAAAUCAAUCGCGCUAAUAAAUAUGGUGGUCAGACACCGCUUUACGCAGCUUCCUCUCAAGGUCACGAAAACAUUGUCGAAUGCCUGGUCAAAUGCGGAGCCGAAAUCAAUCGCGCUGAUAAAAAUCAUGGUCGGACACCGCUUUACACAGCUUCCUCCCAUGGUCACGAAAAAAUUGUCGAAUGCCUGGUGAAAUGCGGAGCCGAAAUAAAUCGCGCUGAUAAUUAUGGUCAGACACCGCUUUCCACAGCUUCCUCUCAUGGUCACGAAAAAAUUGUCGAAUGCCUGGUCAAAUGUGGAGCCGAAGUAAAUCGCGUUGAUGAUGAUGGGAAAACACCGCUUUACGCAGCUUCCUCUCAAGGUCACGAAAACAUUGUCGAAUGCCUGGUCAAAUGUGGAGCCGAAAUCAAUCGCGCUAAUAAAUAUGGUGGUCAGACACCGCUUUACGCAGCUUCCUCUCAAGGUCACGAAAACAUUGUCGAAUGCCUGGUCAAAUGUGGAGCCGAAGUAAAUCGCGUUGAUGAUGAUGGGAAAACACCGCUUUACGCAGCUUCCUCUCAAGGUCACGAAAACAUUGUCGAAUGCCUGGUGAAAUCCGGAGCCGAAAUAAAUCGCGCUGAUAAAUAUGGUCAGACACCGCUUUACGCAGCUUCCUCUCAUGAUCACGAAAACAUUGUCGAAUGCCUGGUGAAAUGCGAAGCCGAAAUAAAUCGCGUUGAUGACGAUGGUAGGACACCGCUUUACGCAGCUUCCUCUCAAGGUCACGCAAACAUUGUCGAAUGCCUGGUGAAAUACGGAGCCGAAAUCAAUCGCGCUAGUACAAAUGGUCAGACACCGCUUUACGCAGCUUCCUCUCAAGGUCACGAAAAAAUUGUCGAAUUCCUGGUGAAAUGUGGAGCCGAAAUAAAUCGCGCUGAUGAAGACGAGAAGACACCGCUUUACGCAGCCAGUUCUCAAGGACACAAAACAAUUGUCAAGUGCCUGGUGAAAUGCGGAGCAAAAAUUAAACCAGCAAAUAAAUGUGAGAACACAUUACUGUACGCAGCUUCCUCGCUAGGUCAUGAAAAAAUUGUCGAAUGCCUGGUGAAAUGCGGAGCCGAAAUAAAUCGCAUUGAUGAAGAUGGGAAGACACCGCUUUACGCAGCUUCCUCUCAUGGUCACUUAAAAAUUGUCGAAUGCCUGGUGAAAUGCGGAGCCGAAAUAAAUCGCGCUGAUAAUUAUGGUCAGACACCGCUUUACACAGCUACUUCUCAAGGACACGAAAAAAUUGUCAAGUGCCUGGUGAAAUGCGGAGCAAAAAUUAAUCCAGCUAAUAAAUAUGAGAACACAUUGCUGUACGCAGCUUCCUCACAAGGUCACGAAAACAUUUUCGAAUGCCUGGUGAAUUGCGGAGCCGAAAUAAAUCACGCUGAUGAAUAUGGUCGGGCACCCCUCCACGAAGCUUGCUCUCAAGGUGACGAAAAAAUUGUCGAAUGCUUGGUGAACUGCGGAGCCGAAAUAAAUCGCACUGAUAAAUAUAGUCAUACACCGCUGUACGUCGCUUCCUCUCAAGGUUACGAAAAAAUUGUCGAAUGCCUGGUGACACGCGAAGCCGAAAUAAAUCGCGCUGAUGAAGAUGGUCAGACACCGCUUUACGCAGCUUCCUUUCAAGGUCACGAAAAAAUUGUCGAAUGCUUGGUGAAAUGCGGCGCCGAAAUCAAUCGCGCCGAUAAAUAUGGUCAGACACCGCUUUACGCAGCUUCCUCUCAAGGUCACGAAAGAAUUGUCGAAUGCUUGGUGAAAUGCGAAGCCGAAAUCAAUCGCGCCGAUAAAUAUGGUCAGACACCGCUUUACGCAGCUUCCUCUCAAGGUCACGAAAGAAUUGUCGAAUGCUUGGUGAAAUGCGAAGCCGAAAUCAAUCGCGCCGAUAAAUAUGGUCAGACACCGCUUUACGCAGCUUCCUCUCAAGGUCACGAAAGAAUUGUCGAAUGCUUGGUGAAAUGCGAAGCCGAAUUCAAUCUAGCUGAUAAAAAUGGUCGGACACCGCUUUACGAAGCUUCCUCUCAAGGUCACGAAAAAAUUGUCGAAUGCUUGGUGAAAUGCGGGGCCGAAAUAAAUCGCGCUGAUGAAGAUGGUCAGACACCGCUUUACGCAGCUUCCUUUCAAGGUCACGAAAAAAUUGUCGAAUGCCUGGUGAAAUGGGGGGCCGAAAUAAAUCGCGCCGAUAAAUAUGGUCAGACACCGCUUUACGCAGCUUCCUCUCAAGGUCACGAAAGAAUUGUCGAAUGCUUGGUGAAAUGCGGAGCCGAAUUCAAUCUAGCUGAUAAAAAUGGUCGGACACCGCUUUACGCAGCUUCCUCUCGAGGUCACCAAAAAAUUGUCGAAUGCCUGGCGAAAGGCGGAGCAAAAAUUAAUCCCGCUAAUUAUUAUGAUAACACAUUGCUUCACGCAGCUUCCUCUCAAGGUCACGAAAAAAUUGUCGAAUGCCUGGUGAAAUGCGGAGCAAAAAUCAAUGGGGCUGGUUUAGAUGGUCGCACACCGCUUUACGAAGCUUCCUCUCAAGGUCACGAAAACAUUGUCGAAUGCCUGGUGAAAUGCGGAGCCGAAAUCAAUCGCGCUGAGUAUUAUGGUCGGACACCGCUUUACGCAGCUUCCUGUCGAGGUCACGAAAAAAUUGUCGAAUGCCUGGUGAAAUGCGAAGCCGAAAUCAAUAGCGCUGAUAAAAAUUGUGUAACACCAAUUCACGCAGCUUCCUCGCAAGGUCACGAAAAAGUUGUCGAAUGCCUGGUAAAAUGCGGAGCUGCAAUAAAUCGCGCCGAUAACCAUGGUAAGACACCGCUUUACGCAGCUUCCUCUCAUGGUCACGAAAAAAUUGUCGAAUGCCUGGUGAAAUGCGAAGCCGAAAUCAAUCGCACUGACGAUAUUUAUGGUCAGACACCGCUUUACGAAGCUUCCUCUCAAGGUUACGAAAAAAUUGUCGAAUGCCUGGUGAAAUGCGGAGCAGAAAUCAAUUGGGCUGGUAAAGAUGGUCGGACACCGCUUUACGAAGCUUCCUCUCAAGGUCACGAAAACAUUUUCGAAUGCCUGGUGAAAUGCGGAGCCGAAAUCAAUCGCGCUGAUAAAAAUCAUGGUCGGACACCGCUUUACGCAGCUUCCUCUCAUGGUCACGAAAAAAUUGUCGAAUGCCUGGUGAAAUCCGGAGCCGAAAUAAAUCGCGCUGAUAAAUAUGGUCAGACACCGCUUUACGCAGCUUCCUCUCAUGAUCACGAAAACAUUGUCGAAUGCCUGGUGAAAUGCGGAGCCGAAAUCAAUCGCGCUAAUGACAUUGGUGUGACAUCGCUUUACGCAGCGUCCUUUCAAGGUCACGAAAAAAUUGUCGAAUGCCUGGCGAAAUGCGGAGCCGAAAUAAAUCGCGCUGAUGAAAAUGUGGAGACACCGCUUUACGCAGCUGUUUCUCAAGGACACGAAUCAAUAGUCAAGUGCCUGCUGAAAUGCGGAGCAAAAAUUAAUCCAGCUAAUAAAUAUGAGAACACAUUGCUGUACGUAGCUUCCUCUCAUGGUUACGACAAAAUUGUCGAAUGCCUGGUAAAAUGCGGAGCCGACAUAAAUCGCUCUGAUAAAUAUGGUCGGACACCGCUUUACGCAGCUUCCUCUCGAGGGCACGAAAAAAUUGUCGAAUGCCUGGUGAAAUGCGGAGCCGAAAUAAAUCACGCCAACGAAGAUGGUCAGACACCGCUUUACGCAGCUACUUCUCAAGGACACGAACAAAUUAUCAAGUGCCUGGUGAAAUGCGGAGCAAAAAUUAAUCCAGCUAAUAAAUAUGAGAACACAUUGCUCUACGCAGCUUCCUCACAAGGUCACGAAAACAUUUUCGAAUGCCUGGUGAAUUGCGGAGCCGAAAUCAAUCGUGCUGACGAAUAUGGUCGGAUACCGCUCUACGAAGCUUCCUCUCAAGGUGACGAAAAAAUUGUCGAAUGCUUGGUGAAACGCGGAGUUGAAAUAAAUCGCACUGAUACAUUUGGUCAGACACCGCUUUACGUCGCUUCCUCUCAAGGUCACGAAAAAAUUGUCGAAUGUUUGGUGAAAUGCGGAGCCGAAAUAAAUCGCGCUGAUAAAUAUGGUCAGACACCGCUUUACGCAGCUUCCUCUCAAGGUCACGAAAAAAUUGUAGAAUGCCUGGUGAAAUGCGGAGCCGAAAUCAAUCGCGCUGAUAAAAUUGGUUGGACACCGCUUUACGCAGCUUCCUCUAAAGGUCACGAAAAAAUUGUCGAAUGCCUGGUGAAAUGCGGAGCCGAAAUCAAUCGCGCUGAUAAAAUUGGUUGGACACCGCUUUACGCAGCUUCCUCUAAAGGUCACGAAAAAAUUGUCGAAUGCCUGGUGAAAUGCGGAGCCGAAAUCAAUCGCGCUGAUAAAAUUGGUUGGACACCGCUUUACGCAGCUUCCUCUCGAGGUCACGAAAAAAUUGUCGAAUGCCUGGUGAAGUGCGGAGCCGAAAUAAAUCGCGCUGAUAAAUAUGUUCAGACACCGCUUUACGCAGCUUCUUCUCAUGGUUACGAAAAAAUUGUCGAAUACCUGGUGAAAUGCGGAGCCGAAAUCAACCGCGCUGAUGAUGAUGGGCCGACACCGCUUUACGCAGCUUCCUCUCAAGGUCACGAAAAAAUUGUCAAAUGCCUGGUGAAAUGCGGAGCCGAAAUCAAUCGCGCUGAUAAAUAUCGUGGUCGGACACCGCUUUACGAAGCUUCCUCUCAAGGUCACGAAAAAAUUGUCGAAUGCCUGGUGAAAUGCGGAGCCGAAGUAAAUCGCGAUGAUGCUGAUGGGAAGACACCGCUUCACGCAGCUUCCUCUCAAGGUCACGAAAAAAUUGUCGAAUACCUGGUGAAAUGCGGAGCCGAAAUGAAUUGUGCUGAUGGAAAUGGUGAGACACCACUUUACGCAGCUUCCUCUCAAGAUCACGAAGAAAUUGUCGAAUGCCUAGUGAAAUGCGGAGUCGAAAUCAAUCGCGCUGAUUAUUGUUGUUGGACACCGCUUUACGAAGCUUCCUUCCAAGGUCAUGAAAAAAUUGUCGAAUGCCUGGUGAAAUGCGGAGCCGAAAUCAAUCGCUUUAAUAAUGACGGGAAGACACCGCUUUACGCAGCUUCCUCUCAAGGUCACGAAAAAAUUGUCGAAUGCCUGGUGAAAUGCGGAGUCGAAAUCAAUUGGGCUGAUUAUUGUGGUUGGACACCGCUUUACGCAGCUUCCUCUCAAGGUCACGAAAAAAUUGUCGAAUGCCUGGUGACAUGCGGAGCCGAAAUCAAUCGCGCUGAUAAAGAUGGUCAGACACCGCUUUAUGCAGCUUGCUCUGGAGGUCACGAAAAAACUGUCGAAUGCCUGGUGAAAUGCGGAGCCGAGAUCAAUUGGGCUGAUUAUCGUGGUUGGACACCGCUUUACGCAGCUUCCUCUCAAGGUCACGAAAAAAUUGUCGAAUGCCUGGUGAAAUGCGGAGCCGAAAUCAAUCGCGCUAACAAAUUUGGUCAAACACCGCUCUACGCAGCUUCCUCUCAUGGUCACGAAAAAAUUGUCGAAUGCCUGGUGAAAUGCGGAGCCGAAGUAAAUCGCGAUGAUGAUGAUGGGAAGACACCGCUUCACGCAGUUUCCUCUCAAGGUCACGAAAAAAUUGUCGAAUACCUGGUGAAAUGCGGAGCCGAAAUGAAUUGUGCUGAUGUAAAUGGUCAGACACCGCUUUACGCAGCUUCCUCUCAAGGUCACGAAAAAAUUGUCGAAUGCCUGGUGAAAUGCGGAGCCGAAGUAAAUCGCGAUGAUGAUGAUGGGAAGACACCGCUUUACGCAGCUACUUCUCAAGGACACGAACAAAUUAUCAAGUGCCUGGUGAAAUGCGGAGCAAAAAUUAAUCCAGUUAAUAAAUAUGAGAACACAUUGCUGUACGCAGCUUCCUCACAAGGUCACGAAAACAUUUUCGAAUGCCUGGUGAAUUGCGGAGCCGAAAUCAGUCGUGCUGAUGAAUAUGGUCGGAUACCGCUCUACGAAGCUUCCUCUCAAGGUGACGAAAAAAUUGUCGAAUGCUUGGUGAAACGCGGAGUUGAAAUAAAUCGCACUGAUACAUAUGGUCAGACACCGCUUUACGCAGCUUCCUCUCAUGGUUACGAAAAAAUUGUCGAAUGUCUGGUGAAAUGCGGAGCCGAAAUCAAUCGCGCUGAUAAAAUUGGUUGGACACCGCUUUACGCAGCUUCCUCUCAAGGUCACGAAAAAAUUGUCGAAUGCCUGGUGAAAUGCGGAGCCGAAAUCAAUCGCGCUGAUAAAUAUCGUGGUCGGACACCGCUUUACGCAGCUUCUUCUCAAGGUCACGAAAAAAUUGUCGAAUGCCUGGUGAAAUGCGGAGCCGAAAUCAAUCGCGCUGAUGAUGAUGGGAAGACACCGCUUUACGCAGCUUCUUCUCAUGGUUACGAAAAAAUUGUCGAAUGCCUGGUGAAAUGCGGAGCCGAAAUCAAUCGCGCUGAUAAAAUUGGUUGGACACCGCUUUACGCAGCUUCCUCUCAAGGUCACGAAAAAAUUGUCGAAUGCCUGGUGAAAUGCGGAGCCGAAAUCAAUCGCGCUGAUAAAUAUCGUGGUCGGACACCGCUUUACGAAGCUUCCUCUCAUGGUCACGAAAAAAUUGUCGAAUGCCUGGUGAAAUGCGGAGCCGAAAUCAACCGCGCUGAUGAUGACGGGAAGACACCGCUUUACGCAGCUUCUUCUCAAGGUCACGAAAAAAUUGUCGAAUGCCUGGUGAAAUGCGGAGCCGAAAUCAAUCGCGCUGAUGAUGAUGGGAAGACACCGCUUUACGCAGCUUCUUCUCAUGGUUACGAAAAAAUUGUCGAAUGCCUGGUGAAAUGCGGAGCCGAAAUCAAUCGCGCUGAUAAAAUUGGUUGGACACCGCUUUACGCAGCUUCCUCUCAAGGUCACGAAAAAAUUGUCGAAUGCCUGGUGAAAUGCGGAGCCGAAAUCAAUCGCGCUGAUAAAGAUGGUCAGACACCGCUUUAUGCAGCUUGCUCUGGAGUUCACGAAAAAACUGUCGAAUGCCUGGUGAAAUGCGGAGCCGAGAUCAAUUGGGCUGAUUAUCGUGGUUGGACACCGCUUUACGCAGCUUCCUCUCAAGGUCACGAAAAAAUUGUCGAAUGCCUGGUGAAAUGCGGAGCCGAAAUCAAUCGCGCUAACAAAUUUGGUCAAACACCGCUCUACGCAGCUUCCUCUCAUGGUCACGAAAAAAUUGUCGAAUGCCUGGUGAAAUGCGGAGCCGAAGUAAAUCGCGAUGAUGAUGAUUGGAAGACACCGCUUCACGCAGCUUCCUCUCAAGGUCACGAAAAAAUUGUCGAAUACCUGGUGAAAUGCGGAGCCGAAAUGAAUUGUGCUGAUGUAAAUGGUCAGACACCGCUUUACGCAGCUUCCUCUCAAGGUCACGAAGAAAUUGUCGAAUGCCUGGUGAAAUGCGGAGUCGAAAUCAAUCGCGCUGAUUAUUGUUGUUGGACACCGCUUUACGAAGCUUCCUUUCAAGGUCAUGAAAAAAUUGUCGAAUGCCUGGUGAAAUGCGGAGCCGAAAUCAAUCGCUUUGAUGAUGACGGGAAGACACCGCUUUACGCAGCUUCCUCUCAAGGUCACGAAAAAAUUGUCGAAUGCCUGGUGAAAUGCGGAGCCGAAAUCAAUCGCGCUGAUAAAGAUGGUCAGACACCGCUUUAUGCAGCUUGCUCUGGAGGUCACGAAAAAACUGUCGAAUGUCUGGUGAAAUGCGGAGCCGAGAUCAAUUGGGCUGAUUAUCGUGGUUGGACAGCGCUUUACGCAGCUUCCUCUCAAGGUCACGAAAAAAUUGUCGAAUGCCUGGUGAAAUGCGGAGCCGAAAUCAAUCGCGUUGAUGUUGACGGGAAGACACCGCUUUACGCAGCUACUUCUCAAGUUGUACAAUUGUCAAGUGCCUGGUAAAAAGCGGAGCAAAAAUUAAUCCAGCUAAUAAAUAUGAGAACACAUUGCUCGAGGUGACGAAAAAAUGGUCGCCUGGUGAAAUGCGGAGCCGAAAUCAAUCGCGCAGAUAAUGAUGGUCGGACACCGCUUUAUAUAUCCUUAGAGCAAGGACACAUGAAAAUUGUAGAUUUUGUAGACAAAAAGAUGGAGCGAAGUAAUAAAAAUCAAUAACUGUCACACACAAAAUAUCCCGAUUGUACAUUUUUGUGACCUGCAUUAUUAAAAAUUUUUGAAUAAACUUUCAAUAACGAUGAAACAUGGCUUCAGAAUUACAUAAGUGGGCCAUGGUAGUAGAGUCUAGUACGAUUGCAAUCAGAGUAGGUAAUAGUAUAUUAGUCUUCAAAACACGCGCGAUUUUUCGAGCACGACGGGGCAGUCGGAGUGCCACGAAUACUUUACGCUAUUUUUUUUUGUUGGUACGUCUUGAAAUCAUCAUGUAUUAUUACUACAAUAAUGGAAAUAAGAAUUAAUAAUGUAGAAUGUUUGAAUUUGGGAUGUGCCAUCUGUAUACCUUUCGUUGUCAAGGAAAAUUAAUUUACAAUCUCUUAUAAGAUUAAUUGAUUGGCACCACAGACAGUUGUUACUGGUUAAUACAGCAAAGAUCGGAAGAAGCUUGUAAAAAAAGAAUACACAGGUUCAUGAAAUAGAUGGAAAAGCAAAAGGUAACACACAGAUGAACGAGCGGUGCUUGCUUACCUUUCUUGGGUUGUUCAUGUUGCUAUAGUAACUUUGAAACACGGCGUGCUUGAAAGUUGGAUUUAAACACGCUGAGGCGUACUUGAAUCAAGCAAAAUAAGGUACCAAUAAAAAAAAGUAUAUAGUAAGUUCCUUUAAAAAAAGUCUAUUACGUCUAAAGACAGUACACACUGUAAAGUUUAAAAUAAUCCAAGAACGAUAUAAGUUUGGUCUUUUGCUUUUUUUCUAUUAGUAAUAAUAAAAGAGGUAUCGAGGGAGGUGCACUCCAAUUCUAAUCCCCUAAUUCCACUUUGCCAAAGUUCAUCCAACAAUUUAUCAUUGUAAACAAGGUCAAAUGCUUUGCUCAACUCCAUUAGAAGACCGACGCAGUUUUUGUUUUUGUCAUUAUUUUCGUAAAGUUCGUUUAGCAAUUGAAUGAUUGCCGUUGACGCUAAUUUUCGUUGUGGAAAACCCAGUUGAUUGCGUCCAGUUUUCUCUACAAAUAUAUUAAAUCUUUUUGCAACAAUUGUUUCUAUAAUUUUGGAAUAGCAACUUAAGUUUGAAAUCGGUCAAUAAUUAGUCAUUUUAGUUGGAUCAUCAUUAUUAAAAGUUUUCUAAUUUAUUUGACAAUUUAGAAAUUUUCCAGCCUUAAAAGAAUUGUUUAUUAUGAUUGUUAAUAUGUUUCUUAUCUGAAGAGAACAAUGUUUUAAAAUGAUAGAGUUUAGUUCUGGCCCACAUGCAGUGCGAUUUUUUAGUUCAUUUGUCAUAUUAUAUCAUAUUAUAAACUUCAGAUUCUGUAACUGGUUUUAGAAAGAAAAAGAGAAUUCCUGAUUUUUAAGGUAGUAUUUUCACUGCAGUUUGAAGAUAUUUGGUUUUAUGUUAAGUCGAAUUUGAGUUUUCUCUUUGUUUUUUUGCCUGCUGUUCAAUUUUUAUUAGAAGAAGAUUCCAUUAAAUAAUUCUAAUAGUUCUUUUUUGCUGCGUCAAUUAAUUUUUUGUGUUCUUUUAUAACAUUUAUGCAGAAUUCUGGACGUGUACGUACCUUGUUGUACUCAGUUUUUCGCAAUUGUUUAUUAUUCAUGUUCAUUCGAUUUGAAUAUAAACUGUUAUUUUUUUGUUCAAAUUAAAACAUAUUUGACACGAUCAACUUUAUUCUCAAUAUUCUUAAGUUCACCGUGCUUUCAAAUAAAUCAACAAUGUUUUCUUAACUCCACAGAAUUUUUACAGUAGUUUUAGAUGAAUGAACAGGUUAUUGAAGCAGUAUUUUGAUUUCAAAUAAUUGUAGACUAUAGGACAUAGUCGAUGUCUCUGGUACAUUUUCUCGUAAAUUAACUUUCGAAAUAACGUCCUCCAUUUUUUCUUUUUCCAAGUAAAAUAAAAAUGAAAAACCACAAUAUAAAAUAUAGACAAAUGAUUUUGUAUUUAAAAUUUUUCUUUUUGACAACUAUACGUUCUGCCAGAGAACUGCAGCAUUUUCGUUUAGAAAAAAAUUGGCUGAUCUUGUGAAAAACCAUCGAAGCUGGAAAUUAUUAGAAGGCACAGUAAACUAAGGUGUCUCCGCAGUUUAAGACCACAAUGCAGCUAAAAUCUUCAUCGUCAUUAAACAACUACCAGAUGAACAUUCAACAACAACUUUUCCCAAGAGAAAUAGCGGGUUAGAAUACCAACUUUGAAGCUACAAAAAUGUCAAAAUGUGCCCAAUAGAAUCUUGAUCAUCAGAGGUUCGAGAACUUCAGAAAACGCAUUUCGGACAGAAACGUCGUUCUUUCUAACAACACGCCUGGAAAUGUACCCGGGGCAUUUUAAUGAAACACCAGGGUUAACCGGAUUGCAAAACUCGAAUAUUCAGAUCGUGCUAAGAUCGACAGUAAACUCAUUUUGUACCUACUCGUAUUGCUUAUAGGUAUAUUCUUCUCAGUGUCCGAAGGAUAUGUUGUGGUGCGACCGAACACGAUUUCAAUCAAAGUUACUUUGUGUCAACACGCCUUUUCUUAACAAACGUUCCGAGCGAAAGUCACUUUGAAUAAAAUCAUUUUUGGUGGCACCACUGUAAUUUUAGGUUAGAUUAGAUAUAGGUAUAUUUAUUCCAAUGUACAUAUGUAUAUAGUUCCAUAUGACUGAAAAAUUUCUAAACAAGGGAGACUGUGACACGUAGAGUUAGUACGUACUGCAAAGUGGUAGAACUUGUAUUAAUCACGGCCUCUCAUUGUGUGAAAUUUUUAAAUCGUGCAAAUUUGUACAUACCGUGUAUAAAUAGUAUAUUAUUAGCCAAGGUUGCAGAGCCAAGCAUUCUAGACCGAGCGCAAAUUAGAACCCGAGACGCGCAGCGUCGAGGACUCUGAAGCGCGAGGUCUAGAAGUGGCUUUACAACCGUGGUUAAUAUACUAUUUUUUUCAUUAGUAGAAACCAUAAGACAACAAACUGAAAAAAUAAACGUUCAAUUUUUUGACGCAA
Molecule: messenger RNA, 15954 nt
Organism: Zophobas morio
Lineage: Eukaryota; Metazoa; Arthropoda; Insecta; Coleoptera; Tenebrionidae
Exons: 7
Coding region: 130-12789 (4219 amino acids)
Molecular function (GO): protein binding
Source: RefSeq, a predicted model, not a curated record